Messenger RNA from Zea mays, 1323 nucleotides. Its product is annotated as 50S ribosomal protein L19, chloroplastic-like. Lineage: Eukaryota; Viridiplantae; Streptophyta; Magnoliopsida; Poales; Poaceae. The transcript is spliced from 5 exons. Gene Ontology annotation, molecular function: structural constituent of ribosome. Gene Ontology annotation, biological process: translation. The record is from RefSeq and is a predicted model, not a curated record. Gene Ontology annotation, cellular component: ribosome. Bases 241 to 957 code for a protein of 238 amino acids.
UGAACUGGGCCGGCCGUCGCUGCAUUCCCCCUUCCGCUGCCCAACGACCCUUCCCGUCCGCUGGCAACCCUCGCCUCCGCGUGGCACUCCAGGGCUCCAGACCCCGCCGCCGCCCUAAGCCAGACGCUGAGGCUUGUGGUCUCUUCGCCGGAGACGAGCACCAACCAGCAAUUUGAAAGGCCUCGAUUCGAUUCGCCCGUGGUUUACUGAGCAAAUUCUUCGCAUGGCACGGGACUCAGGAUGCAAUGUUUGGUCCGGAAUGUCUGCCGAGCCGGAAGCCGUGGAGCGGCGGCGAGGCUCCUGGAGCUUGCCGCGGCUGGUCCGGGUGCGACGCAGCCAUCCGUGGCCGUCAAACUCCUCAGGCCGCCUUACGAGUUCACACGUCCGAUCGGGGUAGUUCAACCCGUACGUGUGCAGAGCCGGGCCGUUUCGCGUGAUGGCCUCGUUCCUGCCGCGGCCACCUCCGGUUUUGGUCUCUGCGCACAAGUUAUCGUCGCGAUGAGGGGUCUGUCGACGGUGGGGAGUGCGGCCGAGGUCGCUUCUGAUUCGGACGAUUCCACCUCCCCUGCGGUUGAGCACCCCCCGCGCAUCAAGUUCAAGAGGCCCGACAAGACCGCCAGGCACAUUAUGAAUAUCCUAAACAAAGAGGCGGUCGAAAAGGUCCGCUCGGAAAGGGAGAUUCCUGAUGUGCAGCCUGGAUGCAUCAUUCAGAUGAGAUUGCAAGUUCCUGAGAACAAACGGCGUGAGUCGACGCUGAAGGGGAUUGUGAUAGGAAGGCGCAACGCCGGGAUCAAUACAACCUUCAGAUUGCGUAGAUUAGUGGCUGGUGUCGGAGUCGAGUCUGUCUUUCCACUUUACUCGCCAAACAUCAAAGAAAUCAAGGUAUUGGACAGGAAGAAAGUCAGGAGAGCUAAGCUGUAUUACCUGAGGGACAGGAUGAACGCACUUAGAAAAUGAGUCUUUCAGCUUGUUUCAAGGAAUUUCGCCGUGCGGAUCAGCACGGUUUCUGAAGCGCAACGGUUGCAGCCCUGAGAAUUGCAUUGUCUGGUUCCACAUCGUUGCAAAGCCAUAGCCUGUAGUUGUCGAUUGCCAUGCUUGGUUUUGAGCUGCAAGUGCUAGCAGAUAUAUGUUUUCCGACACAAUCAAAAAAAAUUGCGGUUAUUCCCUUUUCGAUUUACGACACUGUAGCUUCAUAGCACAAAAUAACGUGCUCAGAUCUAUUACUUCCCUCCGCACCUUUACUAUCUAGGAUGUAUGUGUUUUUUGACAUAAGCAAGCUGGAAAGUGAAAACUCUUAUGUGAUGCUUCCUGAUAUCGAGAUCA